CGAAAUCGGAUGCCUGGAACCUGCAGGGCCCACGAGUCUGAAAGUGGCCAGCGUGAGGCGCAUUGCAAAAAGCAGACGGGCCGCGGCAACCACUUGUUGCAGCGUUUGCAUUGUGCCAACAGCUUUAUUUUCUGGUGGUGGUGGGUGUACGCCUAGUUUGGAGUCCCCCUCCACCACUCACCGGCGAUGAUUGCCAUGGCCGGCCGGCUGCGGCUGCUCACUGCGCCAGUCGCUGCUGCUGCUUCUUCUCCUUGCCAUCGCCAGUCCACUCCGGUUUGGAGCAGGCGUAGCAGAUCAAUUGUCGCAGCAGCCGGCAGUAGUAGCAGGUCCGCGUCGUCGGAGGAGCAAUCCGCAUCCGCCGCCGCCGCCACCAUCAGAGGCAAGGGCAAGGGCAAGGGCGGCAAGACGAGGAGGAAAGUGGCGCUGAAGCUGACGUACCUGGAGAUCAACAGCUGGGUGUGGGAAGUGCAGCCGCAAGAAGCAGGCCGACCUCUGCGCAUCCUGGCGGACCCCCUCGUCGUCGGCAACCUCGACUUCGGCGCGCCAUGGCUGUUCGACGGCGCCAAGAGGAACCCCAGCGUGAAGGCCCUCGGGGUGGACGACCUCCUCAUCUUGGAGCCGGACCUGCUGCUCAUCACGCAGAGCCUGGACGACCACUGCCACGUCCGCACCCUGACGCAGCUGUCCGCCAGGGCGCCGGACCUGCCGGUGGUGACCACGCCCAACGCGCGCCCAGUCCUCGCCUCCCUGCCCACGCCGUUCCGCCGCGUCACCUACCUCGAGCCCGGCCAGUCCGCCGCCGUCGGCGACCAGCAGGUCCGGGUGCUGGCCACCGCCGGCCCCGUGCUGGGGCCGCCGUGGCAGCGCCCCGAGAACGGCUACAUCCUUCUACUCAUGACGACGACCGCCGACGCCGACCACGAGGGCCAUGGCCUCCUCUACUUGGAGCCCCACUGCGUGUACGACAGGUCGUUCCUGGAGACGAAGCGGCUGCGGGCGGACGUGGUGGUCACGCCGGUGGUGAAGCAGCUCCUCCCCGCCAACUUCACCCUCGUCUCCGGGCAGGAGGACGCCGUCGACCUGGCCAGGCUGCUGCGAGCCAGGUACGUGGUGCCCAUGAGCAACGGCGACGUGGACGCCGGCGGGCUCCUGGCCGCCGUGCUCUCCAAACAGGGGACGACGCAGUCCUUCGAGGCCCUGCUGUCGGAGGCGCUUCCCCAGGUGCAGGUCCUCCACCCCACACCAGGCGUGCCGCUGCAACUGCAACUGGAACUGGAACUGGACAUCAGCUAGCGGGGCAGAUGCAGAUGAUGGCCAAUCAACAUGAUCCUCCUCCUAUUUGUAUUGUAUGUAGUAUGUAGCACUAUACAAGAUGAAUGGUAGCAUCUCCAGUAAUUCUCAGGCUCUACUA
Panicum virgatum (switchgrass) is the source of this 1411-nucleotide messenger RNA. RefSeq lists its product as uncharacterized. The coding region runs from base 187 to 1293 and encodes 368 amino acids. The record is from RefSeq and is a predicted model, not a curated record. Lineage: Eukaryota; Viridiplantae; Streptophyta; Magnoliopsida; Poales; Poaceae. The transcript has a single exon.